Messenger RNA from Adineta steineri, 762 nucleotides. The record is from the annotation of a GenBank genome assembly. NCBI's taxonomy places the organism in Eukaryota, Metazoa, Rotifera, Eurotatoria, Adinetida, Adinetidae.
AUGUAUUCUAAAACGAAUAUUUUCUAUAUAAUAUUCAUUGGAUUUAUACUAUUACUUGACACUGAGAGUUAUCCAUAUUACGAACCAUUUGAACAUCAUCAUCAUCAUGGAUAUGAAGGAAAUUAUGGCGCAUAUCCAUAUCAAGGAAGAGCUCAAUGUUUUUCUGCUGAUUCAUUAAUUAAAUUAUCAAAUGGUGAAUAUAAACAAAUUGAUAAUCUUAAAUCCGGUGAUGAAAUCAUAACUAUUGAACAAUCAAAAAUCAUCUCAACAGAAAUGAUAAUGAUGCUAGAUAGACAAAUUUCAAAAGAAGCAUUAUUUUAUAAAUUAACAACAGAUUCUGGUAAUGAAAUAAGUUUAACAGAAUAUCAUUUAAUUCCAAUAAUGAAUUUCACUGGAAAUAAAAAUUAUUUAUUUGCAAAACAAAUUCAAAUAGGAGAUUAUUUAUUUGUUUUAUCUAAUGAUAAAUUAAUACAUUCUCCAGUAGUAAAUAUAACAAUUGAAAUGAAAAAAGGUUAUUAUGCACCAUUAACAAUGAAAGGUACAUUAUUAAUUAAUAAUAUUUUAGCAAGUUGUUUUGCAAAUAUUAAUGACCAUUAUUUAGCACAAUAUUCGAUGGCACCUUUUCGUUAUUAUUAUAAAUUUACUCGAUUAAUUUCUUUACGCGAUCCAUUUAAUAUUAAUAAGACUGAAGGUUUACAUUGGACAGUUAAUUAUAUGUUUCAUUUCGCACGUUAUUUUAAAUCAGAUGUAUUAUUUUUAUGA